GGGUGGCCUGGGCGGGUUCGUGUUAUCAGUAAAGGCCCGGACUGAGUGCGGCAUAGUGACAGCACCGCCGGCAGCACCAGGUUUUUAUUCCGAUUUGGGAAGUCUAAUAUGCCAAAAAUGGGUGAAUAAUUUAUAAGGAUCUGUGAAAUGACAAAAUAGGAAGUCAGGAUCAUGGGACAGAAGAAGAAGCCAUGUCCCCGCUUGCUGGAUUACCUUGUAAUCGUUGGUGCCAGACAACCGAGCAGUGACAGUGUUGCUCAGACCCCAGAGCUUCUUCGGCGUUACCCACUUGAAGACUUCCCUGAAUUUCCUCUGCCCCCUGAUGUGGUAUUUUUCUGUCAACCAGAAGGAUGCCUGAGUGUUCGGCAGAAACGUAUGAGCCUAAGGGAUGACACCUCGUUUGUCUUCACACUUACCGAUAAAGACAGUGGAGUCGUCCGCUAUGGAAUCUGUGUUAAUUUCUACCGCUCCUUCCAGAAACGUAUCCCAAAGGACAAAAGCAGAAAGCCACCCAAACCAGCACCAGAAAAUGUGUGUGAGGGCAGUGAUGGAGGACAUUCCUUGCAGACUGCAAGUGCAGAAUCCACCCCUGAUGUCAACCAUUCCCCUCGUGGGACACGUCUGUCUAAAGGAGUCCAACGAUCUCGGAACAGCACCCUAACUUCACUUUGUAUUAUCAGUCAUUAUCCAUUCUUCUCCACCUUCCGGGAGUGCUUGCACACAAUCAAACGGCUGGUGGACUGCUGCAGUGACAGGAUGGUCAGCAAGAAGGCUGGGAUCGCAAAAGGUGUACAGAGAGACACCAUGUGGAGGAUCUUCACUGGCUCUCUGCAACUUGAGGAAAAGUCUAAUGUUCUACUGCAUGACCUCCGUGAAAUUGAAGCCUGGAUCUAUCGCCUGCUGCGCUCCCCUCCCCCAGUGCCAGGACAGAAACGUGUUGAUGUAGAGGUCCUGCCCUUGGAACUCCAGCCAUCCUUGACCUUUGCCCUCCCUGAUCCCUCACGGUUUUCACUGGUUGACUUCCCACUUCAUUUGCCUUUGGAGCUUCUGGGAGUAGAAGCCUGCCUCCAGGUUCUGUCCUGCAUUAUGUUGGAACAUAAGGUGGUUAUGCAGUCCCGGGACUACAAUGCUCUGUCAAUGUCAGUAAUGGCAUUUGUGUCUAUGAUUUAUCCGUUGGAAUACAUGUUUCCUGUAAUUCCCCUGCUGCCUACAUGCAUGGCUUCAGCUGAACAGUUGCUGCUGGCGCCCACCCCAUACAUCAUUGGGGUCCCUGCAAGCUUUUUCCUCUACAAGUCUGACUUCAGAAUGCCAGAUGAUGUGUGGUUGGUGGAUCUGGACACUAAUAAGGUUCUUGCCCCCAGUAAUGCUGAGAUACUCCCUGUAUUACCAGAACCAGAGGCAUCAGAACUCAAAAAGCAUCUUAAACAGUGUCUGCACAGCAUGUCCGUGAUCACGCAGCAGCGCCUUCUCGCCUCAGAUAACAAGGCCCUAGCCAGCAUGAGUCUGAACACCCAACCCAUCCUCAAUCUAGAUAGAUUCCACGAAGGAACUGAUUCAACACUAUUACGAGGUCCGCACGAUGCGCAAGGCACACCCUCUACAGAAUUCAAUCCCUUAAUAUAUGGAAAUGAUGUUGAUUCUGUGGAUGUAGCUACACGGGUUGCCAUGGUUCGGUUCUUUAACUCCCCCAACAUGCUACAUGGAUUUCAGAUGCACACGCGCAUCUUACGCCUCUUCCCUCGCCCUGUGGUGGCAUUCCAGUCCUCCUCCUUCCUUGCUUCACGCCCCAAGACUUGGAGUUUUUCAGAGAAACUCUCCAAAACGCAGGCUGUGGAAUACUUUGCUGAAUGGUCUUUGAAUCCCACUAACUUUGCCUUUCAAAGGAUUCACAACAACAUGUUUGAUCCAGCUCUGAUCGGGGAUAAACCCAAAUGGUAUGCUCACCAGCUCCAGCCCAUUCACUACCGGGUGUACGAUGCAAACUCACAGCUUGCUGAUGCAUUGAGUGUCCCUGUGGAGCGUGAUAGUGACUCUGAACCUACCGAUGACAGUGGCAGUGAUAGUGUGGAUUAUGACGACUCCAGCUCCUCAUACUCUUCUCUCGGAGACUUUGUCAGUGAGAUGAUGAAAUGUGAUAUUAACGGCGACACGCCAAUUGUGGACCCGCCUGAGCACGCAGCCCUUGGUGAUGCCAGCGAGGUGGAGUUUGAUGACUUCCAAGAGUACUCUGGGGAGGUAGAAGAUUCUGCGCAAGACAGUGAAAACUCCCCCGAUAACAACCACCAACGCUCUGGAUCUAGCACCACUGCCAGUAGCAGCCCCAGCACAGUCAUUCAUGGGGUAAACACGGAAUCCACUGACUUAACGGAGACAGAUGAGAAGGUCCUAGGAGGAUUGCAGAAUCACUUGCCGGCUCUGCCACCCUCGUUCAACCGCUUGGUUAUGGAGAGGCGAGAGAGUGAAGCGUCUGUUGGAACUGUGGGGGAGACUCGGAGAAGGGAAUAUGAUAACCCCUACUUUGAGCCACAGUAUGGAUUUCCCCCCGAAGAGGAGAGUGAGGACAGAGAGGAGAGUUAUACCCCCAUGUUUGCCCAGAAUAUUAAUGGAACACGCUCCCAGAAGCCUCUGCUCCGUCCCAGCAGUCUUAAGCUUCCAAGUGAUUCCGAUGCAGAGACCGAUUCCAGAGGGAGCUCCCCAACUUCAACUGUGUCAAAUGCCAGCAGCAAUAAUGAGGGCUUUGGAGGAAUCAUGUCAUUUGCAAGUAACCUGUACAAAAGUCACAGCAGUACUUUCAGCUUGUCCAGUCUGACCCUGCAAAGCAAGAGUGGACGAGAUAAGGCGACCCCCUUUCCCAGCUUAAAAGUAUUUGGGCUUAAUACUAUAAUGGAGAUAAUUGCAGAUUCCGGGCCUGCCCCUACAGAAGCCAGUAACAGACGUGCGCUGGUAGAUCAGAAAUCAUCAGUCAUCAAACACAGUCCAACAGUCAAAAGAGAAUCUCCGUCUCCUCAAGGACGAGCUAACAACUCCAGUGAGAACCAGCAAUUCCUGAAGGAAGUGGCAUUGAGUGUCCUGGAUGGACAGGGAGUAGGCUGGCUAAACAUGAAGAAAGUACGGCGCUUGUUGGAGAGCGAGCAACUCCGCGUCUUUGUGCUGAGCAAACUGAACAGGUCCAUCCAGACAGAGGAGGACAAUCGGAAUAAUGUCAUCCCAGAAGUGGAGAUCAACAAGAAGGUCUACAAGGGGAUGCUGGAUUUAUUGAAGUGCACAGUGUCCAGUCUGGAGCAGUCAUAUGCCAAUGCUGGGCUGGGUGGCAUGGCAAGUGUCUUCAGUCUGUUGGAAAUAGCGCACUCCCACUAUUACAACAAAGAACCUGAGAAAAGGAAAUCAAGUCCUUCUGGAGAUGGCGCUGUUACCCCUAUGUCUAGGGAUCCUGUUUCUGCCCUGAGGGGAGAACUUCGGCCUACCCCCCAACUACCUGCACAGCAGUUGUUACCCCGCCAAACUAGCCCUGCAGGCAAAGGGGCCCGAGAGUUUGACACCCGGAGUCUUAAAGAAGAGAAUUUUGUGGCUUCAAUUGAGUUGUGGAACAAGCACCUGGAAGUGAAAAAGCAAAAAUCUAUGGAAAAACAGAGUACAGAGCAGGCUAAACAUUUCUUUGACAUCGGGGACCCAGAGGAGAAGAGGUCUCAGAUCAGUGCAGACAGUGGUCUGAGUGUUACCUCAGGAUCUCAGAAGAGUGACAUAGAUGGUAGCAGUGUGACACCUUCAAUUCUGAUCCGAAGUAGCAGCCAGGAUUCGGAACUCAGCACAGUGGUGAGUAACAGCUCAGGGGAAACCAUGGGAGCUGACAGCGAUUUGAGCAGCAAUGCUGGAGACACGUUGGGAGGAGCUGGUGGAGGCCACCUCUCCGGAUCCAGCGGAGCUGUAUCGGACAGUGAAAUCCAGAUGAACUCAAACACCGGAGCUAUAUUUGGGAAAUCUCAGUUACUGCGUCCAGGUGAGAAGGAGAUCAUUGUUAGUCCGGGACGCCCACCUCAAGACCUGAGUCUGCGUAUCUAUCUAUAUGAAGGCCUGUUAGGACGAGAUAAGGGCUCAGUCUGGGAUCAGCUGGAAGAGGCAGCCAUGGAAACCUUCUCGCUGAGCAAAGAGAGGUCCACUUUGUGGGACCAGAUGCAAUUUUGGGAAGAUGCUUUCCUUGAUGCUGUCAUGUUGGAGAGGGAAGGCAUGGGUAUGGAUCAAGGACCCCAGGAGAUGAUAGAUCGAUACUUCUCCCUCGGUGAUCAUGACCGUAAACGUCUUGAGGAAGAUGAAGAUCGUCUCUUGGGAACUCUACUGCACAACAUGGUAUCCUACAUGGUGAUGAUGAAGGUGAAUAAGACAGAUCUCCGGAGGAAGGUCAGGCGUCUCCUCGGAAAAUGUCACAUUGGCCUAGUUUACAGCCAAGAGGUCAACGACCUCCUGGACAAAGUGACCAAUUUGAAUGGCCGCGAGUUAAACGUUCGCCCAAGCGGAAGCCGUCACAUUAAGAAGCAAACAUUUGUGGUGCAUGCUGGGACAGACACAAGUGGGGACCUUUUCUUUAUGGAGGUCUGCGAUGACUGCAUCGUACUGCGCAGUAACAUCGGAACAGUGUAUGAACGCUGGUGGUACGAGAAACUCAUUAACAUGACCUACUGUCCCAAAACAAAAGUGCUGUGUCUGUGGAGGAGGAAUGGACAGGAAACACAACUCAACAAGUUCUUCACUAAGAAGUGUCGAGAGCUGUAUUACUGUGUAAAGGAAAGUAUGGAACGAGCUGCAGCGCGGCAACAGACUAUUAAACCAGGCCCAGAGCUUGGUGGGGAGUUCCCUGUUCAGGAUAUGAAGACUGGAGAAGGGGGGCUCCUGCAAGUUACCUUGGAAGGAAUUAACCUGAAAUUCAUGCACAGUCAGGUUUUCAUACAGCUGAAUCACAUAAAAAAGUGUAACACUGUACGGGGUGUCUUUGUCCUGGAAGAAUUUGUUCCUGAAACUAAAGAAGUGGUGAGCCAUAAAUACAAGACCCCCAUGGCCCACGAAAUCUGUUAUUCCGUCCUUUGUCUCUUCUCCUACGUGGCGGCCGUCAGAGGGAAGGAAGCAGAGAUAAAGAGCAGACCCCCGCGACCUGUGUCCAGCUGACCUACCCUUUACCAACACAACCUUGGAACACAUAUUACUCCCUGUUGCCCCCUCCCACGAGCCGGUUCUGCUGACCACUGCUACCUGGGUUUGCUGUUGAUGACAUUCCCUCCUGUAUUGACUACUCAGCAUCACUAUUGCUUUAGUGUUGUGUGCUUUGUGUGUUACUGGCGUCUGUGCAAGGACUACAGCUCAGCUCUUCCAGACUCACGUGUUCUCUCUUUCCAUGGUUCCCCCAACCCCCUUCCUCCCUUUACUCAAGAUCUUAUUGUGUAUUAGUGUUAUUUGUGCUGACUGGUAGCAUAUAGAGUCACAUAAGGCUGCUUUAGGGCGAGAGAGGGAAACCGCAGGCUUUGCCCUGACACCUGCGCGCACACACCCUGCGUCUCUGCUCUGAAUGGUUAAUCCACUACAGAAUACCCACCUGCUCGCUCGGCAGUAUCUUCCUGGGUUCCCUGGGAACUUAGUGGGUUAACAUUGGCUGCUGAUUUUGAAGUAGAUUGGGACCCACAUGGUGCGCUUUGUAAAUAUUCAUUACAUAAAUCCACCAGCUGUCCCUAUCCCUCGCACUGCCCGCAGCUUUAUGGGCACCGAGAUGUAAAUAUCCAGGUCUUUCUUAUUUAUAGAAAUCUGUACAGUUCCUGAAUGUGCAAUAAACAUGCAUCUUGAUGCUU
Messenger RNA from Pelobates fuscus (common spadefoot toad), 5831 nucleotides. It is a transcript of the gene MADD, whose product is annotated as MAP kinase activating death domain. The transcript has 37 exons. Lineage: Eukaryota; Metazoa; Chordata; Amphibia; Anura; Pelobatidae. Gene Ontology annotation, cellular component: cytosol. Gene Ontology annotation, biological process: regulation of apoptotic process; regulation of Rab protein signal transduction. The record is from RefSeq and is a predicted model, not a curated record. Gene Ontology annotation, molecular function: guanyl-nucleotide exchange factor activity. The coding region runs from base 172 to 5157 and encodes 1661 amino acids.